Messenger RNA from Priceomyces carsonii, 1869 nucleotides. RefSeq lists its product as uncharacterized. NCBI's taxonomy places the organism in Eukaryota, Fungi, Ascomycota, Pichiomycetes, Serinales, Debaryomycetaceae. The transcript has a single exon. The record is from RefSeq and is a predicted model, not a curated record. Bases 1 to 1869 code for a protein of 622 amino acids. Gene Ontology annotation, cellular component: mitochondrial outer membrane.
AUGGACUUAAUCAGCCCAGGAUUGAAGAAAAGAAGAUCUAGUACUACAGAUUACCUCAAUGGUAUCAACAGUACAAACAUCAUCUCAAUCAGAAUUGAAAAGCAAUUCAAGGAAUUAAACACCAGGACUAUUAAUUUCUUAUCCAAAGGUGCCAUAUCAUAUGCGAAAACCAAUAAUGAUCACGACUUUAUUGCUUUACAGUCCGAAUUUCAGAGUUUGAUAUACUUGUUAGGGAUUGACCAAUUUGACUUCAAAAAGCUACUGAAUUUGAAUUUAUCGUCCGUUCUUUCGAUAUACAAGAAUAUUGAAAAUAUUUCUAUAAAGGAUGGCACUAGUGAAGAAACGCUAAAGUUGAUAAAUGAGUAUGUCAUUUUGCUUUUGAACAUGAAAUUGUCCGAUUCUCUUAUCUACAAAACUUUGUAUUUAAAGAGCCAGAGUAUCUACUGGGAGAACUUAAAUAGUUCUUCAUUUAAAAAAUAUGUCUACUUCAUUCAGUCAUGUCCUAUUAAGAUCUUUGAUUUUUCCCGUGAUGUUUUGGGACGUUCGGUCAAUUUCAUAGAAGAAGAUGAAUCUUAUGUCUCUACCACUAGCGGCACUGAGGAAGACAAUCUACUCUAUAACUCUUAUCAAAAGGUGAUAACCACAGGCAGGGCAAUCUUUAGAUCUUUUAAACAGAUAAUAGAGAAAUUUGUUUCCCAGGAUCCCUCUUUGAUUUUCUUGAAUAUGACGGAGACAGGAUUAUAUAAGAAAGUAAAAUACGUCUUGAAGUACCCCCUCAAGUCUGUGAACAGGGAGGUCAAAGCGAAUUUGAGCAUGAUCGAACGCGAAAUCGAUGUGAACGCAGCAAAGGUUGAUAUGCUUAUCAAACGAAACUCUGACUCAAAGUCUUUGGAAUCCGUUUUACAGAUCCAAAAUCUGGACAUCAGCUCAGAAUCGCAAAAGAUAGGCUUACUUUUGAAUAAAACUGUGGAGUUCAAUUCAAUAAAUCAAUACCUGACCACCGAUCAGCCAGGAUUUAUGGAAAGAUAUUGGCCACUAUUGAUUAUUUUAAUCAUAUAUGGACCGUCAACCUCCAUUAAUGUUUAUAAGAAUAGGGAUGAAAUCAUAAAUUGGGUCAAGCUCAAUCUUGUUGAUACUGUUAUCGGAUUUUUUGAGAAUUGGGUGAUUAAUCCAAUAAAUGGCAUGUUAAAGACUUUACGUAGAGACGACGAUCUUUCGAUAACUUCAAAGGAGUCUUUGAAGUCGGAUUUGGAUUCUUUGGAAAGAAUGGUUACCGAAUUUAUCGUUGACCAAAGUAACGGCCCCGUAGACAAGGAGAAACUACAUCAGAUGAUUCAAGACGGCGAUCUAACUAUGUUUAUGUCCCAGUAUGAAAAUGAAAUUCGUACCCCUGUGAAGUCUAUUGUAAGAGGCUCGCUCAUCAGGUCAAUUUUGAUCCAAGUACAAAAGACAAAGGUGGAUGGUGCCAUAGCACUCAGUGGAAUAGAUAAGCUUUUGAAGUCACAGCAACUCGUGUUUGGAGUUGUUUCCAUAAGUCCGUCCCUUUUCAUUUUAUACAAGGCUUGGUCGUAUUUAACAGCUUCGAAACCUUUAUUUGUUAAUGGUAAGGAGCUCAAUUUGGUAUGCCUUAAGUCAUUAAACACUAUUGAAAGUCUUUUGAUAGACUAUGACACAGUGAACUACGUAGAGGGAAGGUUGUUAAUCGAGAUCAGUAACCUCAUGAUAUUGUCUAAGCGUUUGAUCCCUAAUCAGUUGGCUCUGGCUUGGUCCAGGGACUUGACUAGUCUUAACGACGACCACUCCUCUAUGGAGAAGAAAAUGAAGCUAAUUUCAAAAAUAUGGAACGUAUAUGGUCCCUAUUUUAGGUGA